Messenger RNA from Rotaria socialis, 1242 nucleotides. The record is from the annotation of a GenBank genome assembly. Lineage: Eukaryota; Metazoa; Rotifera; Eurotatoria; Philodinida; Philodinidae.
AUGAGAGAAAGUGUAAUUAUUAUUUUUCUGAUUUCAUUAAAUCAAAUCUAUGGACAACAAAUGGAACUUAUCGCUGGUCAUGUACUAUUUAGACAUGGAGAUCGAACACCUAUUACAACAUAUCCAACCGAUCCAAUAAAAGAAACUGAUUGGCCUAAUGGUUUUGGUCAAUUAACGAAUACUGGUAUUGAACAGCAUUAUCGUCUUGGAAAAUAUCUUCGUGGCCGUUAUGGAUCAAUUCUCAGUCUAAAUUAUACGGCUAGUGAAAUUCAUGUUCGUUCAACUGAUUAUGAUCGAACAUUAAUGUCAGCGCAAGCAAAUCUUGCUGGUCUUUAUCGUUUAUACAAUAUUUCGGAUGAUAAAAUACCUAUUCAACCUGUUCCAAUUCACACGGUACCAACAAAUGAAGAUUUUUUACUCGGUCUCAAUGAUUGCCCGAGAUAUGAACAAAUUGAAAAAGAAGUUCAUGAAAGUGAUGAAUUCAAAAAUAUGAAUACGCACUAUAAGGAUUUUUUUAAACAACUUCAAAUAUGGACUGGCAUGAGUAACAUUACUAUGCUUAAUGCUUGGGAUAUUGCUGAUACCAUAUAUGUUGAACAAAUUUAUAAUAGAACACCAUCAUGGGCUAAUGAAAAUGUUCAAAAAACUUUAUCCGAUAUUAAUGAGGCUUCGUUUUAUUUUCUCAAUUUAAACAACGACAGUAAACGAAUACGAGGCGGCCCAUCGAUACAAGACAUUUUCAUGAAUAUGAAUAACUCGAGUCGGGGACAAACAUACCGAAAAGUUAAAAUGUAUUCAGCUCAUGACACAACAGUUAGUGCAGCACUUGCUUUUCUUGGUAUUAACUAUCCGCAUCAGCCAAAGUACGCAUCAGCAUUAUUUCUUGAUCUUUACAAGCAAAAUUCAACAUAUUAUGUUAAAGUAGAAUAUUUGAACGUAACAGAUUCAAAUAAGGCUUAUCCUUAUCUGUUAAAUGGAUGUCCAGCAUUCGAAUGUCCACUAGAAACAUUUACAGCUAUUUAUCAACCUCGUUUCCCAACAAGUGUUGAAGUUGAAUGUACAAAAAACGUUCCACCAACUCCGCCAAAUAAUGCCAAGAAUAAAAUGUUGACGGUGAUUUUGUGUUCUAUUGUUUUUGGUCUCGGUAUCCUUAUCAUUGGAACAUUUGGAUACUUCUACUGUCAAAGAAGAGAACACGAUGCACCUCUAUUAUCGACUGAAUCACUUUCGCGCUUUGCCUAA